Messenger RNA from Annulohypoxylon truncatum, 2222 nucleotides. RefSeq names its product NAD(P)-binding protein. The transcript has a single exon. Lineage: Eukaryota; Fungi; Ascomycota; Sordariomycetes; Xylariales; Hypoxylaceae. The coding region runs from base 557 to 1588 and encodes 343 amino acids. The record is from RefSeq and is a predicted model, not a curated record. Gene Ontology annotation, molecular function: oxidoreductase activity, acting on the CH-OH group of donors, NAD or NADP as acceptor.
GGUUUUCGGACUUCGGACUUCCUCAGGAUUGUAUUUAUAAUCCUACCUAACCGCUACUUCAUACAGACACCUUUUGACCCACACCCUAGGACUGGGUGCCUGGGGUGGGAAUAGCGGACUUAACGAACAGUCUUCCUUCACCAUCGUGUACCGAUGACAAAUGUCAGAAAAUCUCGGAAUACCGAAGGAAUCAAUUCGUAUCUUCACUUCGCUUCGUCGCUCUAUAUUCCCAUAGCAUAUCGUCGCUGAAUAGGUACAUAAUUCUCAAGAAUGACCAAAAGUGGCGAAAUAGAGCACCUCCGUAGAUGAAUAAUGAUUGAAGAAAAUUCCAAACCACACCCUCGUACGGAUGACGGUCGAGGGGUGGGGUUGUGAUGCCAAGUUUAAGCUACUCAGCUACAGAGGUGCUUACAUGGGUAUGCACCUCUAGCUGGCAAGGUGCUCAAGUAUGAAAGGCGCAUAAAUUCCAGAAAUUCUCAUUCUGUUGGAGUAUAAGUGAAGCUUCUUCAAUCUUCUGAUCUUCCUUGCAGACUCACAUUCUAAGCACGAUCCAACAAUGUCUAAGCUCGCCUUUACUCCGACGAUACCUCAGGGCUCCACGAUUCUGGUCACCGGUGCCAAUGGCUUGAUUGCUUCGCAUGCGGUCGAUCAGUUGCUAGCUUUUGGCUAUAACGUUCGAGGCACCGUCCGGGACCCUUCAAAAUGUACGUGGAUGGAACCGCUAUUCUCGUCGCGACAUCCUUCUAGUCGCUUCGAGUUGGUUCAGGUUUCCGACUUCGGCGCCCCUGGAGCUUUGGACGCGGCAGUCAAGGGGGUCGCUGGCGUUGCAGCAGUGGCCGGCGCGGCUGCAUUAACGAUUCAGGACAUUGAUAGUGCACUUGCGGAAGAAUGGCCGUGGAACGAGUCGCUCCUCCGGGCGGCGAAGAACGAGCCUAGCGUCAAGUCUUUUGUCUACACCACCAGCGCCUGGUCCGCGUACACCCCAGACCAGACCAAGAAGACCAAGCUGACGGAAUGGUCUUUCAACGAGCAUGCAAUUCAAGUAGUGAGAAGCAAUGCUACUCCUGAGGAGAAAGGCAUCAAGCCGUACAUGGCAUUCAAGACCUUACUGGAGCAAAAGCUUUGGGACUGGGUUAGGAGAGAGAAGCCGUCUUUCACUUUCAACUCAAUCCUCCCCGAAACUGUCAUUGGCAAGUGCCUCGACCCCAAGGGCCAGGGAUUUCCGAGUACUUGUGGGAUGGUGAAAUGGGUUGUCGACGGAGUUAACCUGGAUAUGCUCGCCUCAAUCCCGCCUCAAUGGCAUGUCGACACCAUCGAUUGCGGGUUGCUUUACGUAGCAGCUCUAAUCACUCCGGGGGUCAACGGAGAAAGACUUUUCGGGUUUAGCGAUCGGUAUAGUUGGCCUCGAAUCGGCCAAAUUCUGCAGAAGCUGUAUCCAGAGAAGAAGAUACCUGUUAUGGAGGAUAAUGGCUGGGAUCAAACAGAUGUACCAAACCAGAGGGCUGAGCAGUUGAUCAAGGGUCUAGGCCAUAAGGGGUGGACUAGCCUUGAGGAAAGCGUCAAGGCUUGUGCAGAGGGCUUUAUGUAGCCGUAGUGAUAGGGAAAAAAAACUUGAAUUACUGCUCAAUUGUGUACAUGGUAUAACGAGUUGAACCUAGAAAUUAAAGGUUGAAAAGGUGGCUAUUCCCAAUGUCCUUUUUAGAGCUUUUCGUGUGAUAGUACUUCAUUAUUUUUAGCAUGCGCGGGCUUAUUCUUCCUCCGUAUCUUCGCUCCCGUAGUCCGUUUCCAGUUCAUCUUUCUCUCUACGUCCCUCAAACUGCAACCACUUCGCGAUCCCAACAAUCCCAGUAUCAUCAGCGUUGUCGUCACCUCCGGACACCGCCGGGAUGUUCUUUACGACGUCAGUGUCAAGACCAAUUUCGUUCGCCAACGCAAGCAGAAAAGAGCGUUUUAGAUAGCGACCUUUUGUAGCCCAAAAUCCUUUUUCGAGCUGAUUCGGUAACACUUUACUCGUGUCUCUGCGGUAUUCAUGCCUCCAUGCUAGUCGUAAUUGAGCAGCCACGAACAAGAAAUAUAGGUAUCGGGCUCUUGGGCGAAAAUCGUUUUUGAAUGCGAGUUUCUGUCCGUCGAGGUCGCGCAUCAGGAUAGGCUCAGGGAGGGUUUCUGUGGAUUCUUGCACCACGCUGUUUAAUAUGUCUGCAUCGGGGUCCAUGAUUCUCCAC